Botrytis cinerea B05.10 is the source of this 5449-nucleotide messenger RNA. RefSeq lists its product as hypothetical. Bases 223 to 3507 code for a protein of 1094 amino acids. The transcript is spliced from 2 exons. The record is from RefSeq and is a predicted model, not a curated record. NCBI's taxonomy places the organism in Eukaryota, Fungi, Ascomycota, Leotiomycetes, Helotiales, Sclerotiniaceae.
GCGCUUCUUCCCGACCACUUGUUCCCAUCCAUCAACUUUUCAGACCACCACAUACAACUUCAAAAUUCAUCUUACGCUCAAUACAUUCAAAGAAUUUUGAUCCGCAUACCGUUCCUCGAUCACUCCGAUUAUCUCAAGUUGAUAAAUAAAUUCAAUUCGCAUUGUCGCACUUCGUCACCUUCACAUAAUCGCGAGUCGCGCCAUCACUUGACAACUUUCAAGAUGGUUGGAGCUCGCCGCACACGCGCAGCUGGUGCCAGUCCAGGCGGUUUCAAAUCACUCGAUGAUAUUCCAAAGCCUACACGCGGCAAGGGAAAGAAAAUCAAGGCUGAGCCCGUCGAACGUUCAAUCGAGUCCGAGUCCAUCGAUCCAUUCAUCACAUCUGCCGCCGAAGGCCACGAUAAUACGGAGUCGCAAAAGGCUUCAUCACCCCCUACAAAUAUUUCCAGAACAAACUCUCCAGAUUCGCACUCACCUUCACCUACACCAGUCGAGUCACGAUUGGACUCCCGCUCCACCUCUCCACCCAAGAACAAUACCACAUCAAAUGACGCGUCUUCGGACAACGACGUUAUUGAUCAAGAGCAAGAUGCACAUCGCAUUGCUCACCUCGGAUCCAACAAAAAGAGAUCUCGAGUAUCAGAGCCUUCUACCCACCAAAGUGUCGGCGUCGCAAAGGAAGACGCAGAAGAUGAUGAGCAGAGGGUCAGCAAGCGGACACGUAGACAGGAAAGCCAAGGCACCGAGGAUGCCGAUGUUGAGAAUGAGAAGUCGACUGAGCCAGAACCCACACCGGAAAAGAAACCCCAAGGUCGUCCUCGCACUCGCGCAAAGGCAACCCCCAAGAAAUCUGCGACCAAGACUCGUGGCCGCAAGCAAGAUCCAGUUGUCCUCAACGAUAGCAGCUCAGAUGAAGCAGCCGAGACAACCGUAUCGCCUUUCCAACCUCGAUUGAACUCUACACCAAAACAAGCCGCCGUGCCUUCUCCACGUACCCCCCAAAAUCAACAAGAAAUAAUCUCUUCUGAAGAAGAUGAACCCCAAGCUGGUCCAUCUACCAUUAGUCACCCAACCUCUAAACUCACACUUCCCUCUCCAGAUAUCCGACCGGUCCCUCAAACCGAAGCCAAAAAGCCAGCUUCAUCUAUCACUGAAACUGGCCCUUCUCCCUCAAAGCCUCGUGCAAUUCCUCCUAUCACUCGGCCCAUUGCUCGAACAAUUUCGACGUCAUCUAUCAAGAUUACACCCGGCAUGGGAAAGACCGAAAGAUUGCGUUUAAUGAUGAUGCAAAGAUAUCAUCCGGAACGACUUGUUUCACCAACUAAAGGAAAAGAAGUUGGUAAGGAGGUUGCCAAAGAGGCUACAAAGGAGGUUACCAAGGACGUUGCUCAAGGCACCAAUGAUAUGGCUCAUAACGAGCGCAAGAAGACGACCGCUGUGGCUUCUUCCAGUGAGACUCUUUCCAAAUCCGAUGCUCCCAAUCCAAGACGUCAGUCUCCUCGGGAUGGACACAAAUUAACGGAUCCUUAUUUAGUAGCUAUAAACAAAGUCUUCACUAAUCACAAAGAUAAGUCAAAGGCUAUGCCAUCUAUCGAACAAGUUACCGCGUUCCUUAAUGGCUUCGAUGCUCAACAAGCUUCGCAGAAUGGCAAGAGACAAAUAGUUGCUCAAAAACCAUCUCGUCCUCUGCAACCCAUAACACCCAAUCGCUCAGGAUUUGUUGUUCCGGGUUACGGAAGUGAUGACGAUACGGUUAUGUCUGAUGAGGAUGAAGCACCCGUCGUCGAGGAACCAAAGACACCUGAAGCACAAAUUACUCCUGUGCCAACUGAAAGCCCUCGAAGCUCCUGGUGGAACCCUCUCUCUACUGUUGCCACGAUGCUUACCAGCCCGUUCCGCAAACAAUCUGAUGCUGCUCCAGCUCCGCUUCCUUGCAACAAGCUCGUUCCACCUCCAUUCAUUUUCAGCCAGCCUCCGACCACUCCUUCGGCAGUUCCACUCAAGCGUAUGUCUCACUCAGAUCGCAAGCGCAACACCCGAAACAAUGUCAAUGUUAAUGGUCGCCUUGGUGGUUUCCAAACCGAACGCCGCCCACGACACAAGGAUAUUGGAAGAUCACCAAGCUCCAAGAAUGGUCUUCUCACCGCAGCCGAAAUCAAGGAGAUCCAUAGAGCCCAGGAUGAAUACGCCGCAAAGCACCAGAAUAGAGGUCCUUUGAUCGUAGCCAACCGGGAUAUUCACAAGACCGCACGAGCAGCUCAAAGAGAAUCUCAGGCUAAAAAGGCCGCUGUUGCUGAUGCAGUUGAGGAAGAAACUUCUACAUUCACACAUGUUCCAGCAGGCGAGAAGCGUGAUGCCAACGGUACACCAAAAGCCCGUACCCAGCGCUGGAACGACUUCUUAGAGUCUGGCCCUGAUUCAGAUUACGGCCCUAGAUGGGUUCGAUGCCCAAAUGGUCUUUACAUUCGAGAGGGUUCCACUGACAAACAAUUUGAAUUGGGCCAACUUGGUGAUGCUGAUGAUUCUUCCUGGCAAGAUCAUUAUCGCGAUAUCGACGCUUUCCCAAAGCAAGAUAUCUACAAGGGAGCAGGUGUCCAAAAUCCACUCAACUCAGCUCAGCUUCUCGAGCAGGCUAAUUUACGUGCUAUGGGAGAUGAAAACAUCCCAGACGAGAGCGAAAAUGACUAUACCUAUGUCACUGAUGAGCGCCAAAAGAGAGUGCUCUUUUAUCCAAGAAGUCCUUAUAACAUGUUCCAAGUUCCAGGUAAAAAGCUUACCGCGACUCACAUUGCGAAUAUCAAGGAAGGGCUUCCUCUUCUCAACCCUCGUGAUCAAUACGGAAUUGCUAUCAAGGUACCUACUACUACUGGUGAGAAACGCAACGUUUUCAGCCAAUGGGCAGAUCAGGAAGAGAGAGCUCAGUACCAGGAUGCCGUUGAAAUGAAAGCAGGCAGAACUCUGGAGGCAAAGCGAUGGACUCAAACUCCUCCACCAAAACCUAAGCCUGUUAAUGCCAAACUUCCCGGUACUGUUGAGAACACCCCAGCUCCAGUCUCUGAGGCUGUACAACACGCUAUGAAAAAGGCCAACAAGUACUUACCCACAAAGGCCAGUGGUCUUAGACAUGUUUCCACCAUGAGCCCCGUCCAGAGUGAUCAGGAGAAGGGUUUGAAGGCUGCAAAAGACUCUAAGCCCAUGUUCAACCUUGAUUUCACCGCUGCAUCCAUUGGCUGGAACGCAGACCCUCUGGUCAUGGCGCGUGUUCAGGAGCGUCUGGGUGAAGGUUACAUCCCUAUUACACCCAUGCCUGAUCACAUUUGGCAUGAACAUGAUGAUCUUCAACAAGGUCCGGUAGAGCAAGCAGUUGCAGCAUUGUUCGAAGGCAUUGACCCCAGAUUGUUUGGAUCUAUGCAUAAUGGAAUCCAAGACCCAUCGCGACCCCAACCCAAGUACUGGGACGAGCUUCCAGAAAGUCCAGUUGCUGAACGCCCCAUCAAAUUAUGGUAAAUUCUAGCGGAACAUGAUCCAGUCUUCACGUUGAGUGUCUGUCUCUCACGACGCUCAACUUUCAAAUUGAGCCUUACCUUAAUCAUUAAUUGAAAACGCUCCUACUUUGGUUGCGAGGCUCUCCCUUGAUGGUUCAAAUCCAUCAGGCAUGCGAGUCGCCUUGAUCUUUUUGAUUUGGUUCAAGACUGGUUACAUUCUUGCUUGAUUUAUCUGGGUUAUGAUAUUGGGUGCGUGGUGAUGGGGGGUUACGAUACCUUUUCAUGAUUGAUCUUCUACUGUUUGAGUUCUUAAUGGGAUAGUUAACGAUGGCGGGCGCUUCGGGAUAUGAUCGAAGCUUUUCUUUUUCACGAUACGAUACGAUACGAUACGAUACGAUCGAUACCCUUCUUUUUCGCUCAAAAAUACAACCUUUACACAUGUCAGAUGAGUGAGAUGCAUACUCGGCAAUGGGCGUUUUCUACACAACAUAUUUCGUCUCUUUAGACACUGUCAGCAAGAUGAAUUAUCUCAUCAGCACAUUAAUUUUACAUCACGUACAUAUUUACAACGGGAUUUUCGAAAUACCACGGAGUCGAUUGCUUAAAGCUGGGUUUGGGAGGUGGCUCCUUCCUACCCAUAUUGUUGCAACCUAUCUAGCGUUCUUCAAAUUUCUUACAGUUGAUGUUUACGAGAUUGAACAUAUCAGCAUUAAUAUCAGCACCCACAUACACAUGGCGAAGUUCAUCGAAAGAAUGAGAAUGACAGACAUUGAUUUCUCUAGGAUGGGAUCUCCUAGAAUUAAGUCAGGAUGGUGAGAUCCUCACCUAAUUGCUGCUGCCUGUCCGGCUUUUCAUUAUUUCGCUUUUGUCGCUGUGGAAGCUACGUAUCAGGACUAUUUGGCAGCGACUGCACUGCUUAUUAUAUGGAUGGAUGGAUGGAUGACAGCGGUGGCUGUUGGUUAUAAGAAUGGUUUAUGGCAUUGGAGUUUGUUGAUUACAAGAAUGGAUUAUUGAAGUGACUGUGCAUGGAUGAACGAGAGGAGAGGAGUUUCAAAAGAUAGUCGAUAGCAGUGCCUUUCGUGCACUUGUUUUUAUUUUGUCUUCACUGUGGGGACGUCCCCCCACGGUUGCAUUUGAUUUUUCGUCUUUACCGUGGGGACGUCCCCCCACGGUCGCGUUUGAUUUGUUAUCUUCACUGUGGGGACGUCCCCCCACGGUUGCGUUCCAUCAUGGGGACGUCCCCCCAUGAUAGGUCUGAUUUAUUUUCUUUUAGCGAAUUUUCCUUUGGUCUUCACUGUGGGGACGUCCCCCCACGGUUGCGUUCCAUCAUGGGGACGUCCCCCCAUGAUAGGUCUGAUUUAUUGUCUUUUAGCGAAUUUUUCUUUGGUCGGAUGUCACAAAAGGCUUGGGGAGCCCAAGGUCAGAGUGUUACCUACAUGUAGUAGAUGGUGGAUGGAGAUGAGGGGAAUGAGCUUGCAUGUAGUCCUGUUACUGCGUUUGUUCUGGAGUUGAUAUUGGCAGGAUAGUUGAUUUUAUACGGGGAGGUCUCUGGUUCGCUGGACGCAGUGGACCAUGGAUUCUCUACGUUUCAAAGGGUUACGUACAUGCUGUAUCGGCAUUUGUUUUUUCGGUUCACUUUGGCAUGGCAUUGCGAUGGAGUUUGUCUUUCUCGGUAUGGGCAUUGGGCAUGGUAUGGAGCAUGAAAUAUGGGAUUGCAUGGAAUUCUAAGCAUGGAGCAUGGUUGGUGCAUUAAGCGUUGUCUUCUUUCGCAUUACAAGCAAGUUAUCUAGAGAGAUACCAUGAGUAGACGACAAUGAUUUGUACUUGCUGUCUUUACAGAUUUCACACGGAAAGUAAAGAUGGAUGGAAUUUUAAGGAAUACAAAAGGGAGUGAUUGGCCUACAGGAGGCGUAAAGAGUACUUUGUAUAGGAUACAAUGAAUAAGUAAAAAAAUUCAAAAUUCA